This is a messenger RNA of Syngnathus acus (greater pipefish), 2227 nucleotides long. It is a transcript of the gene abi1a, whose product is annotated as abl-interactor 1a. Bases 68 to 1639 code for a protein of 523 amino acids. Lineage: Eukaryota; Metazoa; Chordata; Actinopteri; Syngnathiformes; Syngnathidae. The record is from RefSeq and is a predicted model, not a curated record. The transcript is spliced from 11 exons. Gene Ontology annotation, cellular component: lamellipodium; intracellular anatomical structure. Gene Ontology annotation, molecular function: SH3 domain binding.
CUGGUGGCCGCCUCACUUGAAGGGAAGUCGGAGAAGGGACCACGACACUCAGCGGAGACAUGUAAAGAUGGCGGAACUACAAAUGUUGCUCGACGAGGAGAUCCCGGCCGGCAAGAGAGCGCUUGUCGAGAGUUACCAGAACCUAACCCGAGUCGCGGACUACUGUGAAAGCAAUUAUGUGCAGGCCCAGGACAAGAGGAAAGCUCUGGAGGAGACCAAAGCCUACACCACGCAGUCGCUGGCCAGCGUGGCCUACCAGAUUAAUGCCUUAGCCAACAACGUGCUGCAGCUGCUGGACAUCCAGGCCUCGCAGCUGCGGCGCAUGGAGUCUUCCAUCAACCACAUCUCGCAGACAGUGGACAUCCACAAAGAGAAGGUGGCGCGACGAGAGAUUGGCAUCCUGACGACCAACAAGAACACGGCGAGGACCCACAAGAUCAUCGCGCCAGCCAACAUGGAACGCCCCGUGCGCUACAUCAGGAAGCCCAUCGACUACGCCGUGCUGGACGACGUUGGACACGGAGUCAAGCAGCACGGAAACAAUCAGUCAGUCCGAGCGGGAACCUUAUCGCGGACCAACCCGCCUACGCAGAAACCACCCAGCCCGCCCAUGUCAGGGCGCGGGACGCUUGGGCGCAACGCAUCCUACAAAACUUUGGAGCCAGUGAAGCCCCCGACGGUGCCCAACGAUUACAUGACCAGCCCGGCCCGCCUGGGCAACCAGCACGCCGCGCAGCACAGCCCUGGACGCACGGCCUCGCUCAACCAGAGGCAGCGCACACACAGCGGCAGCAGCGGGGGCAGCAGCAGCCGGGAGAACAGCGGCAGCAGCAGUGGCAUCGGCAUUCCCAUCGCAGUACCUACACCCUCCAUUCCCAACUUGGGACCAGUCCCAUUCAUGACCUCCCCUCCGGGUGUGCCUCCUCCGCCUCCCCCUCCGAGCGGGUUCGCGGUGGCCCCCGGGCCUGGCCCGGGCCCCGCCCCGAUGUCGCAGUUCGGCACCAUCUCGCGACAGAUUUCGCGGCACAACCCCGCCAACUCGUCCGUCUCCAUGGUGUCGGCCACCGGCACCUACCGUCGGGCCCCUUCCGUCACCUCACAGUUCUCCUUGCAGCAACAGCAGCAGCAAAUGCAGCAACAGCAGCCUCAUAUUAACGGGGGCACGCCCGCUUACAGCCACAACUCAAUGUGCGUGGCCCCCCCUCCUCCUCCCCCCAUGCCCCAGCUGACGCCACAGAUCCCCCUGACUGGCUUUGUGGCCAGGAUGCAGGAGAGCAUCUCCGACACCCCGACUCCGCCCCCGCCGCCACCCCCGGACGACCUGGCCAUGUUCGACGAGUCCCCACCGCCGCCACCCCCUCCCCCGGUGGACUACGAGGAGGAGGAUGCCUCAGUGGUGCACUACAACGACCCCUAUGCCGACGGAGACCCCCAUUGGGCACCCAAAAACUACGUCGAAAAAGUGGUGGCCAUCUACGACUACAGCAAGGAUAAAGAUGACGAGCUCUCUUUCAUGGAGGGCGCCAUCAUCUAUGUGAUGAAGAAGAACGACGACGGCUGGUACGAGGGCGUCAGCGGCGGCGUCACCGGCCUCUUCCCCGGCAACUAUGUGGAAAGCAUCAUACACUAUGCCGACUGAAACGCGACCAAGCAAGAUGAGAAACUGUACAAGUAGUCUACGGUGAGCCCCCGCUUGCCAGGGAUACGUUCCAGACACACCCGCGAUCCAGAGAGGACCAGACACGGGCCACACCCAAAAAAAAAAAAAGUGGUUAAAAAUCUGCGACUGUUCGGCUUGCACAAAUAAUGAGCUGCAAUUUAGUGGGAGGGGUCACUGUAUUGGGGCUUUUCUACGUGGGUGGACAGACAACAAUUGAAGGAUGUGGAAAGAUGGCCGGCUGCUCCAACAAGGAGCUUUGAUGGAAAUGUGUAAAAAAAUAAAAUAAAAUCAGUCGGCGGCGUUCUCUCUAUGCUGUAAAUUGAGUUAACUCAAUACUUCCUCCCUGAGAGAAGAACCAUUUAGAAAAAAAGCAUGCCAACCUUCAUGAUAUUAACUUCAGUUUAUUGCUAUUGCCAUUAUGUUGUAAAUUUAUUCACCUUUUAUAUAAUUUGUAUUUCUGUUGAAUCACUGAACUUAAAAAAAAAAAAAAAAAAGAAAGAAAUGCAGAUUUCCGGGCCUCAAAAAUUAAACACAUUUGCUGCGUUCACACAUUGGCAUCCUUUAAUG